CACCAGUCGGUUUCGCUUUCAUUUCUCCCUGUCAAACUGUCAGCGGUGAAAACCGAACGAAGGACGACUCGCGAAGUUUAGUCUGUGGGUUGAGACGGAUCCUGAAUCUGGGCUUUGACACGUCUCCUCUCUGCAGGUGUGAUCAUGGCCUGUGAAGUUGCACCGGAAGUCAAUUUGAAAGAGGCGGAGGAACUCGCCCUCUCUCUGAGCGACGCCCUCAGCAGUGGGAAUAGCCAGGAAGCAGUGGAACUUUGCCAGAGGCUGUCACAACUGUCUGUUCCCGUGUCCGUCAGCGUCAACAAACCGGCCUACCCGCAGGACUCCAUAAGGUUGAAAGUCGGAGUCGAGGAUGCUCAGUCAGACACCGUCAUCCCAAUGAGCGUUGUGGUUUCUGCUGAUAUGACAAUUGCACAACUCAAAGACCAGAUCAGCCAUGACUACAAGUUCCCGCCCACGCUGCAGCGCUGGGUGAUCGGCAAGCGGCUGGCUCGGGACAAUGAGACGUUGUACAGCCACGGCGUUCGUGAGAGUGGAUACCAGGUUUUCCUGUUCAUCGUCUCCGCCCAAGCCGCUCACCUCACACGGCAUCAAUACAAACUGAACCAGGAGCAGCAACGCAUAGACGGCAUCGUGGAUUCAAUGGAAUUGUUCCAGCCUUUUCCCAGAGGAGGUGAAGGUGAGAAGACGGCUCCUCCUCCACAGCCUCAGAAGACUGCUCCUCCUCAUCUUAAACCCAGGACUCAACCUCCUUUGGCUCCUAAACCUCAGUUUGGCUGGACCUGCACUGAGUGCACGUACGUGAACAAACCAACUCGUCCCGGCUGUGAGAUGUGUGGAGGGGAAAAGCCAGAGGAUUAUAAGGUGCCUGCCAUCUACAAGCCCGACCUGCAGGAGGUUCUAUGGAUUCAGCAGGAAGAGCUGGCCAUGUUGCAGUAUGAAACGACUCGGCAGGAAGAGCGAGAGACGAACUACCUGCACUUGUUGGCAACAGAAAUACAGAAUCUGAUCCCCAACACCACAGAGACAGAAUGUCCCAUCUGCAUGUCCGCUCUGGGGCCGGGAGAAGGCAUCGUGCUCAGAGAGUGUCUGCACACCUUCUGCAGGGAGUGCCUACAAGGGACAAUAGUGAACAGUCAAGAUGCUGAGGUGUCGUGUCCUGACGAAUGUGACAGUAAAAUACUGGACCGAGAAAUCCGAGCGCUGCUCUCCGAUGAAGAGCACCAGCGUUUUCUGGAGUUGCGUCUGAGCAUCGCAGAGAGCCGCGCAGAGCACAGCUUCCACUGUCAGACUCCCAACUGUCGGGGAUGGUGCGUCUACGAGGACGAAGUCAACGAGUUCCAGUGUGAACUCUGCCAGGAAACCAACUGCAUCCUCUGCAGGGCCAUCCAUGAAGGCAUGAAUUGCAAGGACUACCAGGAUGACCUGCGCAUCCGAGCAGAGAACGACCUGGCGGCUCAGCAAACUAAGAAGAUGGUGGAGAGCCUGCUGCAGAACGGCGAGGCCAUGAAAUGCCCGACGUGCGACGUCAUCGUCCAGAAGAAGGACGGCUGCGAUUGGAUCUGCUGUUUGAUGUGCAAGACCGAAAUCUGCUGGGUCACCAAACAAGCUCGCUGGGGGCCAAAUGGCACUGGCGACACAUCGGGUGGAUGCAGAUGUCGGGUCAAUAAUCAGGCGUGCCAUCCCAAUUGCAAGAAUUGCCACUGAGGCGAGCACGAGUGAACAAAUACUGUGUGUGUGUAAGCGCAUGCACUAUCUCAAGAGAUGCAGACCUCAGCUGAUGCUCAUGCUUUUGGCUUAACACAGGAUUCAUUCACAUAUUCUUUUGGUUUGUUUUACUGACUCUUAGCCCAGAUUCCUGGACUUUACUCAGGCGUCUUCCUUUCUUCAACAGUGCGUCUGCCACGGAUAGAAGUUCUAUAUGCAGGUUAUGCAAAGUGCCAACUUUAUUUUCUGCAUCUCUACAGCUGAGGAUAUUAACUUUACCUCAUGAGAAUAUAAGCUUUACCGGGACACUCUGCUUUAAUAUUAUCUUUUUGUGAGGAAUCGAUGCUUCAUAUACAUUUCUAUCUCAUUUCGACAGCCAUUUUGUUUUGUUGACUCAAGUCUGGCUUCAACUCAAAUAACACACACAGAAAUAUAUGAAUAUCCCCUCACAUACAGUAUAUAAAGUGUAAUAGUCUUUUCUUAUGGCUACAACUAAUUAACUACAUCUAACCAUGUCUACCCAUAUAUUAUCUAUACCGCUUCUCCUCUCGAGGGUCAUGGCGGGGAGCUGGAGCCAAUCCCGCCUGACAUGGGUCAGUCCAUCGCAGGGCUGAGUUUCAAAGACAAACAACCACUCACUCUCAUAAUUCACACCUACGGCCAAUUUAUUCUCCACAUAACUUCACCAUCUAACAAUGUUCAUACAUUGAUCAGUUAUUUUCUCAAUUAAACCAGUGACAAGUGACAAAUGUUUUAUUUUUCGUGGUAGUUUUUAAUCAAGGGCUUUUCUUUCAGUUGUGUAAUCAGGCUGCGGUGAAGGAUGUUGUUUUAAUUGUUUACACUGAAUGAAUGUGUUUAUUAUGUAAAAACAAGCUGCUCUGGUGCAAUUAAGGAGUUUGAAGUAUUGUGUUUAAAAGAUGAAAAGGUGGAUGAAUAAUGAUGUCGUUUUUAGUCAAGUAUUCAGUUCUUUGUCUGUAGUUCAUUCCUCGAGCCGGAGAUUAUGUACUGUAAUAGAUACAGUAUAUUUUCUUUAUGUGGUGUAUCUACAGAGUUUGCAGGUUUCACCAUUACUUGAAACGUGUCUACAAUAAUCUUUGUUCAUUUGUCUUCAGUCCCGUCAUGAGGUCAAAUCAAUAACGUGAACUUUGAUCGCGCUGCAUGAAUUACAAAAUACAAGCAGCCGUUUUUAACAGGCAGACACAAACAUUGUUUUUGCUUUUGAGGCCUGAACAGAACCAACAUACUCUGACUUUGCACAGCUUUCACCAGUCUUUGUGAUAUUUUGCACGGCUCAGCUCAGCAUUCAUCAGAGAUUAACUCUGAACUACACAUUCAGCAUUGUAAAUAAUUAUUUUGCAUUAAUAUUUAAUGUACAUCAUAAUCAUACAAGUGUACUUUCAUUGCUUUAGGAAACAAUACAUGUAAGUGUCCUAAAAUACUUUAAGGAAAUGGUUUUAAUUGUAUAAACCUAAUCAGGUGAAUGUGGGACGCUUUGAAGGUGCAAGUGAAUCUUCUUGAGCUCAGAAAUAUUGUGUCUUGGCUGUAUGAACAUAUCUUAAAGUUUCUAUCCUGUCAAA
Hippoglossus stenolepis (Pacific halibut) is the source of this 3281-nucleotide messenger RNA. It is a transcript of the gene rbck1, whose product is annotated as RanBP-type and C3HC4-type zinc finger containing 1. Gene Ontology annotation, biological process: positive regulation of canonical NF-kappaB signal transduction; protein linear polyubiquitination; proteasome-mediated ubiquitin-dependent protein catabolic process. Gene Ontology annotation, molecular function: ubiquitin binding; ubiquitin-protein transferase activity. Gene Ontology annotation, cellular component: LUBAC complex. The record is from RefSeq and is a predicted model, not a curated record. Bases 145 to 1704 code for a protein of 519 amino acids. The transcript has 13 exons. Lineage: Eukaryota; Metazoa; Chordata; Actinopteri; Pleuronectiformes; Pleuronectidae.